AUAGAUUAACCCCUGUUUAGUAAAAUUGUAGAAUGGCUGGGAACCUGGAGUUUGUAGUUUUGGUGUUUGCUUUAAUCCUCAGAUUCUCAGGAAUCAUUGGAGAAGGGGUGUCAGUGGUAUCAGGGGUACCUGGAGACUCCGUGGUAUUAGUGGGACCUGGAGAAACUGUGGUUUCAGGGGUACCCGGAGAAUCUCUUGGUUUAGAUGAACCCUAUGAGAAACUGGAAAGAAUAGAACGUGAUAUAGAUUAUCAAUUGAUUGACUCUGAAUCACCGCCGUACUUUGUGAACUCGAGCCGAACAGUGGUCUACACAACCCUGAGUUCUACAGUAACCCUGGUGUGUCGAGUUCGAAACCUGGGAGAUAGAUCGGUGUCCUGGAUCCGAAAAACUGAUCUCCAUAUUUUAACUGUUGGACUAACCUCAUACACAAACAACCAGAAAUUCUUCCCGAUCCAUCCAGAGGGAUCAGACGAGUGGAAUCUUCGGAUAUCAAACCCUGGUAUCAAGGAUAGUGGAACCUAUGAAGAAUGUCAGAUCAAUACUGAACCUAAACAUGGAUAUUUUUAUGAUUUAAACCUGACAUGUACAUGGCAAACUACACCAGAACCACCAGUACAUGUACGCUGGUCUCAAAACGGGAAUGGCCUCCAUCUUUCUAGCAGGGGAGGAAUUGCGAUAAUUACAGAGAAGCGUCGUCGAACCUCACAUCUACUUAUCUCAAGGCUUCGAGAACGGGAUAGUGGAAACUACAGCUGUUCACCAAGCAAUGCUGAAACCGAUUCUAUUCUUGUUCAUGUUCUUGAAGGUUUAGGUAGGAAACUAAACUAUUCUUGUUCAUGUUCUUGAAGGUUUAGGUAGGAAACUAAACUAUUCUUGUUCAUGUUCUUGAAGGUUUAGGUAGGAAACUAAACUAUUCUUGUUCAUGUUCUUGAAGGUUUAGGUAGGAAACUAAACUAUUCUUGUUCAUGUUCUUGAAGGUUUAGG
Molecule: messenger RNA, 986 nt
Organism: Eurytemora carolleeae
Lineage: Eukaryota; Metazoa; Arthropoda; Copepoda; Calanoida; Temoridae
Biological process (GO): synapse organization
Cellular component (GO): neuron projection membrane
Source: RefSeq, a predicted model, not a curated record